CUCUGUUCGAUAUCAGCAAUCCACUGCCGAGCCGAGCGGGCCAUCAGUCCACCACCCAGCAGCUGCGUUCUCUUCUCUUCCGCGUCUUCUACACUACACAUCCUAGCUAGACUGAAAUGGGCACACCGGCGCAGCUCAGGCUCUUGUCUCUCCUCGCACUCUGCGUUGCGUCGGCGACGGCGGACUGGAGCAGGGGGACGGCGACGUUCUACGGCGGGGCGGACGCCUCCGGCACGAUGGGUGGCGCGUGCGGAUACAGUAACCUGUACAACCAGGGCUACGGCGUUUGGAACGCGGCGCUCAGCUCGGUGCUGUUCAAGGAGGGCGCGUCGUGCGGGGAGUGCUACCUCAUCAUGUGUGACACCAGCAAGUCCGUGGAUUGCAAGCCCGGCGCCGUCACCGUCACCGGCACCAACCUCUGCCCGCCCAACUGGGCUCUCCCCAACGACAACGGCGGCUGGUGCAACAACCCACGACAGCACUUCGACAUGUCCCAGCCGUCAUGGGAGACCAUCGGCAUUUACCGCGCAGGCAUCAUCCCCAUCCUCUACCAGAAGGUCAAGUGCUGGAGGCAGGGAGGGAUGAGGUUCAACAUCCUAGGGUCGAAAUACUUCCAGCUCGUGCUCGUCACCAACGUCGCCGGCAGCGGCUCCAUCCAGUCUAUGUCGGUCAAGGGGACCAGUACGGGGUGGAUCACCAUGACCAGGAACUGGGGCGCAAUCUGGCAGUGCAACUCCGUGCUCACCGGACAGGCGCUCUCCUUCAGUGUCACCUCCACCGGCGGCCAGACGGUGUACACAUACAACGUCGUGCCCGCGUGGUGGGACUUCGGGGGGCAGACGUACGCCAGCAACAACCAGUUUGACUAUUGAUCGAUCCAUGCAUAUGAUUCCUUUCCGCCAGCGCGCGGGGGAUUCGAUCCACGGAUAAACACAUGCAUAGUUUGUGGUGCCUGGCGCCACUCCCACAGAUGAAUUAUUUUGGUUGACUUAAUGUUGCCUGCAAUGUGGGGUGAUCUGGAUUUUGAUAUGUAUUUCCUUGUUAUCUAGUAGUUCAUUAAUGUGUUUCGAACUUUUUUCA
This is a messenger RNA of Lolium perenne, 1080 nucleotides long. RefSeq names its product expansin-A28. The record is from RefSeq and is a predicted model, not a curated record. Gene Ontology annotation, biological process: plant-type cell wall organization. Lineage: Eukaryota; Viridiplantae; Streptophyta; Magnoliopsida; Poales; Poaceae. Gene Ontology annotation, cellular component: extracellular region.